UGAGAGAGUUGGAGCUCGACAUGGCUGCCUCUUACCGUGUGGAGCCAAACCAGUCCAGAGUGGUGGUGCUGUUACUGGGAGAGAAACAAAGUGGGAAGAGCUCGGCAGGAAACAGAAUCCUGGGGAGACCGGCCUUUCAAAAGAAAACAACUCGCAGCUCCAAAGCCAACGGCUGCGUCUGCGGAAUACAAGUGGCGGUGGUGGACACCCCGGGGUGGCCCCCCCGCUCCGUCGCUCCUCACAGAGUAUCUGAGGAGCUGAGCAGAGCUCUGACCCUCUGCCACCCGGAGCCCCACGCCAUCCUGCUGGUGCUGCCCUCCACCUCCACCUUCGGCCAGGAUGAGUGGAGGGCCAUGGAGGCCCAGCUCAGAGCGCUGCAGACGCCCAUCUGGCAGAAGGCCAUGGUCCUCUUCACCCACGGAGACCAGCUAGGAGGUCUUCCCAUCCAGCAUCACAUCAGGAAUCAGGGCCGGACUCUUCAUUGGCUGCUGGAUCGAUGUGGGAACCGGUACCAGGUCAUGACGUACCAGUCCGGGGCCUCGGAGGCUCAGGUCUCAGAGCUCUUUGAGAAGAUCCAGAAGAUGAUGGAGGCUAACAGUCGUCCCAGAGAGGUCCAGGACCGGAUGUACAGCGAGCUGAGGCGAGAGGUGAGCAUGAAGGAGACGAGGAGGACGCAGGGAGGACGAGAGGAGAUGGAAAUGACAGUGAUGCAUGAUGGGAGGCCGGCACAGAGGGAGCAGACCGCCUCAGGAUGGAACUAUCAACCCAGAGGAUUCCCAGUAGAACCAGUUGGAUUUAAGCCGGCUCUGAGCCUCAUCCUGCUGGGAAGGAGGAAGUCGGGGAAGAGCUCAGCGGGGAACAUGAUCCUGGAGAGGGAGGAGUUUCAGACGGACGUGAAGACCACCAGGUGCUCUGCAGGGUGUGGCAGAGUGUCAGGGUGGAGCGUCACCGUGGUGGACACCCCCGGGUGGAGUCUGUUCGGUCUGGCCGACCCCCAACAGGUCCGGACGGAGAUCAGCCGGAGCCCCUCCCUCUGCCCCGAGGCCAGCAAAGUCUCCUUCCUGCUGGUCGUCCCCGUCGGUUCCUUCAGGGAGAAGGACAGGAAAGCCGUGGAGACGUUCCUCGGCAUUCUGGGUAACGACGUGUGGAGGAGCACCGUGGUGUUGUUCACCUACGGGGCGGAGCUGAGAGGACGGACGGUGGAGGAACAGGUGGAGCGGAGAGGACGGCCUCUACGGUGGCUGAUGGACAGAUGUGGACAACGACAGCAGGUGUUGGACACAAACACCGGAGACAGGAGUCCAGUGGACCGGCUGCUGGAGCUCUGCUAUGCUGCUCAUCCUGGGAGAAGGGUGUAAGGACAGAGG
Messenger RNA from Anoplopoma fimbria (sablefish), 1367 nucleotides. RefSeq names its product GTPase IMAP family member 8-like. The transcript has 6 exons. Gene Ontology annotation, molecular function: GTP binding. The record is from RefSeq and is a predicted model, not a curated record. Bases 21 to 1358 code for a protein of 445 amino acids. NCBI's taxonomy places the organism in Eukaryota, Metazoa, Chordata, Actinopteri, Perciformes, Anoplopomatidae.